UCACUCACAUUACGUGUUACAUGGCAAGACACGACUCAAUCAGAUGAUGUGCUCUGACUGAAUCUGAGUCUGAAGGCAAAGUCAAAAUUGUUGAAGUCAUCUUUCCAGUUUACAUGGUUUGUGUGUUUGAGUCCGUCUCUCUUGUUGUGUGGAGGUGACCUUCUAUGUGACAUGGUCUGCAAUGUCCGCUACAUGCAGCUACAAGUGAUAUUACGUUAGUUGUGGAUUCCAGCAGUUACCUAACAACACCGUGACUGGCUAUACUCAAUUAUCUCCUAGUGUUUCAAACAGUCGAGAGUAGAACACCAGCUGGAGAUGGUAAAACAAUGUUUGUACAGCCGAGGCAGGCUGAGUUUUGUGGCCUACCCGGAACGCAACUGUCAACACAACGUUGCUGGACAAUUCGUCACAAGUUCCGUACGGUCAAAAUUCUGCUGAGAAUGUCACAGGGAAUGGACAUUUCGUUUGAUAAAUUCCCUACAGUCCACAUUCCACUGGCUAUGUGACCGAUAGUGGACAUUUCGUCACAGGCCCCGUAAAGUCGACAUUCUGUUAGGCAUACGACUCGGAUUGAACAGCAGUUUAUCAGCUCGGUGAUCUGGUGAUACAACCUUCGACGGUAGCGUGGCGGAAGAUCUGGACCCUUCUCAAGACCUCCACUCGCACCUACCACUGCAGACAGCAGCAGCAGCAGCACCCUCACCCAGUGACACGAUGAUAAGUGUGGAUAAACCAGUUCGUCCACAUCAUGUCACUGGUGAUGAUCACUGGCCAUCAUUCCACUAUCAUAUGUACUCCGCUCUAGACGGUGUGCCCGGACUUCAGCCCGUCUACUCAUUCUGGAACGAUCCAUACCGUGAUCGCCCAAAGGGAAUCAAAUACGGCGCAGAGAUGGCCAACAGGACGGCAUCGUGGAGCAAUCCCAGUACCCGCGUUGUUCAUAUGUUCCACACUCAGUACUGGGGAAACUGGAUGUUUCAGCUUGACAGCGUGAAUACAAAAAAACACGAGCUGUAUUUCAAGUACGGUGGUUGGCAAGAAGCGCGCGGUGGAAAUGCUGGUAAGAAUCAUUACUACGUUGAGAACAUAGCCGAGGAGUUGGACUCGCCGGGAGAGUGGUUUUUGGACACAGACACAUCAACACUCUAUUUCUACCCUAAUGCCACACAAUGUGCUGAUCUGCAGCAUGCUGAAGUGAUUGCUCCGCAGCACUCCAGUCUAGUGCAGUUACGUGGCAGCGGUUCCUCACGUCCCGUCAGGAACAUCCACUUUGCCGGUCUGACGUUCACUGAAACGCGUACCACGUUUCUGGAUUACUACGAGCUGCCGUCGGGCGGUGAUUGGUCCAUACAUCGCGACGCCGCGUUCUUCAUUCAAGACGCCUCGGACUGUACGGUGACGAAUUGUACGUUUGACGCGGUCGGCGGCAACGCUAUCUUCCUGUCCGAGUAUGUACGCAACUGCACCGUAUCGCACAACGAGAUCACACUGACAGGCGACAAUGCCGUCGUGGCGGUCGGGCGUGCGGGUAUGAUGGACGGCAUGCAGCCCUCGUACCCGGCCCGUAAUCUCAUCAGCAACAAUCACAUCCACGAUUUCGGUAUGUACGGCAAGCAAGUCUCCUGCUACUUCCAGGCGUUAGCCUGCGGGAACAUGUUCGUAGACAAUGUCUGUUAUAACGGUCCCCGUGCUGGUAUCAACUUCAACGAUGGCUUUGGCGGUGACACUCUCCUGCGCGGAAACCUGAUCUUUAACAUGGUGCGUGAGACCGAUGACCAUGGGAUGUUUAACAGCUGGGAUAGACAACCCUACAUCACGCCAGCACAGUGUACCGAUGGGCCGCCAAGUAUCGUGCCAGCGCCGAAUCACAUCACGCAGAACUUCAUCAUCAAUGGUUACGCAGGCCGCUGGUCUAUUGACCACGAUGACGGGUCGGCGUACUACAACAACAGUGGUAACUUUAUGGUGUUUGGCGGAGUGAAGGCAUACCUAGGGCACGACAAGAUGACCGGACCGGGCAAUGUCAUCGUCUAUCCGGGAAUACCCGCUCGUUCGGCUGGCAAACGUGCCUGUCAGUGUGAUGAUAACGGUGAGUUUGCCGAUCAGUACUACAUUGGUAACCAGUGCUUCACGCCCGAUGGUGUCUUCUACACGCUGUACAAAUGUGACCCGCAAACCCUCGCACAGCACGUCUUCCAAACAAGGAACAACCGUCACUACUCACCCCAGGCAAACUUCCGUGUGCAGUGCGGCAAGAAGACGUUCACGUUCGCCGAAUGGCAGGCGGCCGGCCAGGACUUCAAUAGCUCUGUGUCUGACCUACCGUCACCUGAGCAAAUAGUCGUCAUUGGCAUGAGUGUUUUGCAGCAAGUCUGAGAUAUAAAAUUAAUGAUCUCAGUUUUGUGCCAUUUUGUUGCACUCGCUGACUGUUUAAGAUCUGGUUACGUUGGUGGACAGUUAGUCAUAACUCGUAACAUUUUGUCCUUCUUCUUUUCACAAUAAUUUAAUUGGCUCACCAUCCGAGCUGAAUAUUGCACACCUGAUGAGCCGUCAUGACCUAUACGGCGAAACGUAUGUCGUUUGGAACUACUUGUUAUUGUACAUAACUAGUCCAUCAUACAUGAUAGUGGAGUUCAGUAGGAUGUUGACUUUGUCACAAUUCGUCUUCGCUUAGCUUCCCCUUUCUACGUUUAUUGCAUAAACUUGAGCCUCCCAAGUUGGGUGGUCUGUUGC
This is a messenger RNA of Sycon ciliatum, 2733 nucleotides long. RefSeq lists its product as uncharacterized. NCBI's taxonomy places the organism in Eukaryota, Metazoa, Porifera, Calcarea, Leucosolenida, Sycettidae. The transcript is spliced from 3 exons. The record is from RefSeq and is a predicted model, not a curated record. Bases 715 to 2376 code for a protein of 553 amino acids.